AGCUCAUUCACUACUUGGGAGUCGCAAACGGCAAACCAAGUGCAUUCAAGCUGGAGUCUCUAACGAGGACAAAUCUCAUCUAGACCCGGAUCUUUGGCUAUAUGCAGUACAUGGUACUGUAAAGACUUGCUACGAAUCAGGACUUUUCUUUUCAAGCAGUAAAACAAGCAGCAGUGAUGGAGGAUUCAGCAGUAGUUGAUCAGCAACCUACCAACUCCGCAUAUGAGCACCACGUCGUUCAGGUUGCUCCGACCCCGUGCUACGAUGAUCUGUUCCCGGCCCUACCGGAAAGUGCUCCACCGCGUUUCAAUAACCAAACUAUUCUGCCUGCUACGCAAAACAUGCGUGUCGGUAGUUCGGUUGUUACCCAGGUCUUUAUUGUGCCGUCGGGAGAGCGCAAGUACGAUUCGGACAAGUUUGGUGAGGGAGAAUCAUUGCGCACCUGCCAAAACAUCAUGAAGGAAACCAACGCCCAUAUUGAAAUUUCGAGUGGCAAGGACCAAUCGUUGACUUUUUUGGUGACUGGUAAACCGAACGAGGUGAUCGAAGCUCGCCGCAAGAUUCUGGUGCAUUUCCAGACUCAGGCGAGCAAGUCGAUCAGUAUUCCGCGGGAACAUCACCGCUGGAUUCUCGGUAAAAAGGGUGAAAAAUUGCGUGAGCUGGAGAAGAUCACCGCUACCAAGAUCAAUGUGCCACGUAUUUCCGAUGAAUCGGAUAUCAUAACGAUUUCCGGUACUAAGGAAGGCAUCGAGAAGGCCGAGCAUGAAAUUCGAACCACUUCGGAUGAGCAAUCACGCAAAGCUUUCGAACGGGUCAAUAUCCCGAAGAUCUACCAUCCUUUUAUUAUGGGGCCGCAAAAUGAAAACGUCAAUAAGAUGAUGGAGGAAACCGGCGCAAAGAUCAACAUCCCGCCGCCAUCGGUGCAGAAAGACGAAAUCAUUAUAACCGGCGAAAAAGAAGGUGUCCUGCAAGCAAAGGAGCGCAUUGAAGCCAUUAGCAAGGAGAUGGAAAAAAAGUGCACCAGUGUUGGUGUGGAGGUUCCCCGUGCUCAGCACAAGUACAUUGUUGGACCUAAAGGUGCUACCAUCCAGGAGAUUCUGGCGAUGACUGGCGUUUCAGUGGAGAUGCCUGCAAGCGAUGCCCCAAAUGAUACCAUCACUCUGCGUGGCCCGCAGGACAAGCUCGGCAAUGCUCUGAGUGUCGUGUACCAGAAGGCAAACUCUGUUCGCACUACGACACUGGAGUGUCCUCAAUGGAUCCAUAAGUACAUCAUUGGACGAGAGGGUGGCCAUAUUAAGGAAUUCACCGCUCAAUAUCCGAAUGUGCACGUGGAAUUCAAUGAGGACAGGAUCAAAAUUGAAGGCCCCCCAGAGCAGGUGGAGGCAUCCUCGGAGGCGUUGGAGAAAAUGGUCAACGAUCUAACUGCGCGUCUCACUUUCGCUGAAUUGGUGGUGGAUCCGAUCUACUGCAAGCAUAUUAUCGGUAAGAACGGAGCCAACAUUAAUAGGAUGAAGGACGAAUACGAGGUGCUGAUCAACAUCGACGAGAAGGACUUGAAACCGAUCCGUAUCGAGGGACCGGCCGUCGGCGUUGAAAGGGCCAAGCAGGAGCUGCUUGAUAAGAUAGCGAAAUUGGAAAACGAAAAGGAAGAGUCCAUCGUAAUCGAUCAUCGUCUGUUCAAGACCAUUAUCGGUGCGAAGGGCGAAACGAUUCGGGAGAUCCGUGAUAAGCACAACCAGGUGCAGAUCGUCUUCCCAGGGCCGAAUGAUAAGUCGGAUAUUGUUAAAAUCCGCGGCCCUCGUGACGAUGUUGACAAGUGUCAUAAAUACUUGACCAAGUAUGUAAAGGAAUUACAGAAAAGUUCCUUUGUAAUGGAAGUGCCAAUUUUCAAGCAAUUCCACAAGUACAUUAUUGGCAAGGGUGGAGCGAACAUCAAGAAGAUCCGGGAUGAAACUCAAACCAAGAUAGAUCUUCCGGCCGAGGGUGAUAAAAACGAGGUAAUCCUCAUUACCGGUAAAAAAGAGAACGUAAAAGAUGCUCGUGAUCGCAUUCAAAAAAUUCAAGAAGAGCUUGCCAACAUCAUCACCGAGGAGAUCCAGAUCCCUCCGAAGUACUACAAUUCACUAAUUGGAUCGGGUGGCAAGUUAAUUUCGUCAAUAAUGGAGGAAUGUGGUGGGGUUUCCAUCAAGUUUCCUAGCCCGGAAUCCAAGAGCGAUAAGGUGGCUAUCCGCGGUCCGAAGGACGAUGUAGAACGUGCUAAGCAACAACUGGUUGAAUUGACAAACGAGAAAGAACUUUCUUCGUACACUGCCGAGGUGCGUGCCAAUCCGCAACACCAUAAGUUCCUCAUCGGCAAGAACGGCGCUUCCAUUAAGAAGAUCCGGGAUCUUACCGGAGCCAGAAUUAUUUUCCCAGGUAACAACGACGAUGACAAAGAAGUCAUAACAAUUAUUGGCAAAAAGGAAGGCGUUGAAGAGGCCAAAUCUCAGUUGGAAGCGAUUAUCAAGAAUAUUGACAACAUUGUAGAGGAUGAAAUAAGUGUGGAGCCGAGACACCACAAACAUUUUGUUGCGCGCCGUGGGGAGGUGUUGCAUCGCAUUCAGGAAGAGUGCGGAGGGGUAAUGAUAUCUUUUCCUCGCUCUGGUAUCGACAGCGAUCGUGUGACAUUGAAGGGUGCCAAAGAUUGCAUUGAGGCGGCCAAGUCGCGCAUCUUGGAAAUUGUAGACGAAUUGGUGCAGAUGGUUACGAUUGAGUGCAUCAUUCCAGCUCGUCAUCACCGUAUUGUGAUGGGAAAAGGGGGCUCAAAAGUGCAGGGAGUGACAGCCGAAUUUGAUGUCAACAUCAAAUUCCCAGAACGUGACGCGCAGGAAAUGGUCGUUGAUGCACAAAUGUCGAAUGGAGAUGUCAAUGGUGGUGAACCAAUCAAGACUACCGACAUUAUACGAAUCAGUGGUCGCCAAGAUAAGUGCGAGAAGGCAAAGGAAGCUCUACUAGCGCUCGUUCCGAUUACGGAAGAAAUCAAUGUUCCGUUUGAUCUUCACCGUUCAUUGAUUGGUCAGAAGGGCCGCGAUGUUAGGGAGUUGAUGAAUACUUAUGAUGUGCACAUUGAAUUAUCUCCUCAAGAUCAGAAAUUGGACGUUAUAAAGGUAACAGGAGCAAAAGCCUGUAUUGACGAAGCUAAAAUUGCAAUUGCCAGGCGUAUUGAGGAAUUGGAAGCUGACCGUAAAGAUCGUGAAUUGCGUUCGCAUGAAGUUAAGGUCGAAAUCGACCCAGAGUAUCAUCCAAAAAUCAUCGGCCGUCGUGGGGCCGUUGUUAAUAAAAUUCGUGCUACUCAUGGAGUGCAGAUUUCUUUUCCGAAGCAGGAUGAUCCUUGCAAUAAUAUUAUUACCAUUCAAGGCUACGAAGCAAAUGCAAUUGCUGCCAGGGAUGAGAUUCUGGGAAUUGUCGGUGAGCUUAGUUCGAUGUAUCGCGAAGAAGUUUCAAUUGAUGAGCGUGUCCAUCGUCGUUUCAUUGGAUUCAAGGGACGCCGCGUUCGUGAGAUCAAGGAAAUGUUCAAAGUAGAAAUCAGUUUCCCUCGUCCGGAAGAUCCGGAUCAAUCAAUUAUAGUGAUUGCUGGUAACAAUCAGGAUGACGUGGAAGCUUGUCGCGAUCAUUUGCUCAAUUUAGAGGAGGAAUUUUUACAGGAUGUGGUUACAGCGGUUCCUACCCAGCAGACCACAUUCACGCAAAUCCUGGAGGAUUCGAUGAGCAACAAUCAGGGUCGCCCGAAGCACGGAUUUGUUGUACAAGGCGCUCCAUGGCAACGCAAGACUCCGAACACUCAGUCACAGGAAGAUUUCCCUGAUUUUGGUUUAGGUGCAGCCCCAGCUGAACCGGCCCCACAAGCACCAAUAGCUUCCGCCUGGAACGCGCGCCACUAAGUCUGUUGUCCAUCUCACGGCGUUACAGCAGUUAUUUUCACAGAUAGAUAGAGGAAGCGCAACAGCGAGAGAUACAUAAAUCGAGAGAAAGAGAGUUUUCCUCCCAAGUUUGCAAUAGCAGUGCCCGGUUUUGUGUUUACUUUGUUUGUUUAGUCAGAACACAUUUAUUAAAUUCUAUCAGACUGGCAUUUUGAUCUCUCGCUCUCACGAUCUAAAGACAUACUCUGCGUUAUAUACAUCAAUAUCAGGCAGUUUCAACAAAUUUACAUUGUGCGAACUAUCUUUAUGAUACUAGAACAAAUAUUACUGUUUUUUUUUAUUAUUAUAUUAUGUUUGGUUCUAUGUUUCUUUGUUCUGUCGCCAUUCAGGAGCCACACGUAGGAAAAAAAAAAUACUGCGUGAAUACAAGAUUAGUGCAAAUUAUUGUACAUAAAAUUGCGGAGGAAAUAUAAUUUUUGCUUCUAGAAACGAAAAGAACGCAACAUCCGUAUUGAUGUGUUUUAAGAUUUGUUUUAUUGCACACACUAUAAACAACAGUUUCGUUAGGACUUCGUGUUGUAAACACACAUGGGAAAGACCAUCCUCGGAAAAUAUACAUUCAGUUUCACUCCAGGUUAUGCUACACACAUACGACGUUACACGUGGUGGAAUAAUACAUACCAAUUAUCAAUUACACGAGCAAACGAUAAGUUACGGUGAAUAUUAUGAAAGAUCAGGUUGGAGUUAUGUCUAAUUGCUUGACGAAUUUGAGAAAAAAAUGAACACCUACAUUAAUGAAUGGCACAUCCAGCGUACAUACAAUAUGUUUGUACGAUUUUCACCGGUUACACCUCAGACAAAUAGAAAUAUUUUACUGUAUGCCUCCAAUAAAGCAAGCUAAAUUGUUGCUAGUAGUGAAAUUUUUUUUGGACUACGUUACUUGAUCGUCUAGGUUGAUUAGGUGCAUGUACCCUCAGUUCAAUCAUUCAAUUAGAGCCUGCGGACAUAUUUCAAUACUAAGGGAAUUAGGUUUGAUUUAUUUAUUUCUUGACAAUCAUAUAUUUUGUGAGUAUCGAACGCUGGUGCGUAUCAUAUUUGGGAAAAAGCAAUUUUGAAAAUUCCAAAUGAUGGAAUGGUUUUCUUUAGACAUUAAAGUAAAAAACUCGCUAGGAAAUAGACACCUAAUUGUGUGCUAUGCAGUAUUGGAAAUUCUAAUUUUUUUAUUUUAUUUUGAAUAAUGUAAACGAAUAAUGUUAAUGGAGUAUCGUAUCAAAAUUGGCAUAGUACGAAGGUGGCUAAAUUCGUAAAAAGUCAUUACCCUCAAUAAUCUAACAGAAAUGAAAGCAUCAUCUAGAUGACACAGUGACAGAUAUCGAUUUUUAUCAACUGAGCUGCUUUCCGGAAGGUAAGCAGAUUUACAUUAAUUUUAAUACCGUGCGGCGCUCUAAUUCCGUGCUUUUCGUAUCAAAAUGUGAAAAAUAUCAAAUCUAAGAUGUUUCAAAAGAUAUUUUUGAAUGUGAUUGUGCUGUAUGUUCAAACAUACUUUUUGAAACAUCUUUUUAUAUUUGACAUAUUUUCACAUUUUGUGUGCACGGAAUAAGAAGCCGCAUGGUGACAUACAAAAAUAUUAACUCAACUGAGUUGACAUCCGGCAUAUUAUUGAUAUUAUUAUAGAAUGUUUGAAUCAAAAGUAUGACCAGGUGCUACAUUUUGCAGUUAGAAUUCAACAUUGGAAAACGAAUUGAUUUCAUAUGUCGAAUGAAAAAUAUGGUGGGCACACUACCGAGUAUAACAAUACUUGGGACUGUUCAAUUGAAUUUUUGUUCUUGUUUUUCUUGACAAUAUAACUUUUAUUUGAUGAAAGUCGGGUAAAACCUCACGUAUUACGAAGAUUUUGCAAUGGUUAAUCGGACUACGCUUGACAUACGAUUUACUACAAACCAACGCUAGCGGAAACUGUUAAGAUUUGAAUGAUCAACGAUGCCUCCGCCUCAGCAGUAUAUCUUCGAGACAUGCCGCUUUGGAGACACGCGACCAUCCAAAUUACAAUAUGAUUCCUUUCUCACUGCUGCUGCUGUUUGAUAAUGGGUUUUGAGAGAAAUACAUCCUCUAGUCCGACCACUCUAUCAUAAAAGGAAAUUGACCCCCCAACGCUCAUACUCUAAACGGAUAUCGGUUCGGAAUUGUGAAGACCGGAGACAAGCGUAGAUCGUAAGGACAUUUAAAAAAAAGUAGUAGCUUCCAAAGAAUAGGAAUGAAGAUUGAAAAAUUACGAAAAAAUGGAGUGAAAACAGUAUAUUAUGCAACACCCGUUAACUGUAUUACUGUAUACAUAAAACAAAUAAAAAAUAGGUGAACACUUUUUUAUACCGUGAGCCAAUGUCUGUCGGUGAGGUAAAGAAUCACAAUCAAGUUUCAAACAUUAGUUUUGAAGAGCAAUAAUUUUACUACACACCUUUGGUGCAUUAACCGAAGCAUUUACAUACUCACUUACACUCUGUACGUACACUUAAACUGCUCAAUCUAUGUACGCUUUUGAACAUCAACCGAAGUAAGUAAAAGAAUAACAGAAAUACAACACCCACACGAAAACAUUCAAAAAAGCAGUUUGCGAACCUGUUCAAUUGUUGCAGAACCAAUCGAAACGAAACUGAUAUUAGGUAAUAUAAAGCAGAUUGUUUAUAUCUAGUUUCUGUUCGUUUAAGUGUUUACUAAAUAAACAAAAAAAGCAAAAAGUAAUAACGCGGCACACGCAACAACUGAUAACAAAAGUGCAAACAAGAAAAACCGGAACUGUAGAACUUCUUGAUUGAUUUUUUUACAGUGAAAUAAAAAAAAUCGUCUAUAUAUUUUUUGAUAAUCAAGAAUAGUGAAUGUAUAAACAUUGACGAAGAAUUAUUUUUCUAUUUUUUAAACAAUAAUUAUAGUAUACAACUAGUUUGAUCCUAAGAAAAGUAAAAAAACAAGCCACAGAAACGAAGCAUAAAGCGGAGGAACAAUAAAUAUUGUGCUAAAAACGCAAAAGUUUGAGGAGCAGUUACUGGAGACGAUUUAGAUUAUACACUCAUCAAACUAAAAAAUAUACAUAAUAAUUAUAGUUAUAUACAUAAUCGGAGAUAGAAGGAACUACAAACUACAUGGCUACCGUUUUUUUGUAGGAUCGCAGUUGGCAAUGAGAGUGCAAAUGUGAGCAAAAAAAAGUUAGGAAGGAAAGCGAACAGUCAGUCAGACAUAAUUUAAGGAGUGAACUCUAUUAACCUUUUUGCUGUGUAACAUCGAUGAUGGAGAGAAUUAAUAAAACUUAUUACAUUUUCCGUAAUUGUUUAAAAAACGUUUUUGGUGCGUUUAAUGAGUUUAAAUUUAAAUUCUUCAA
Molecule: messenger RNA, 7272 nt
Organism: Wyeomyia smithii (pitcher-plant mosquito)
Lineage: Eukaryota; Metazoa; Arthropoda; Insecta; Diptera; Culicidae
Gene: Dp1
Product: vigilin
Exons: 5
Coding region: 177-3920 (1247 amino acids)
Cellular component (GO): cytoplasm; nucleus
Molecular function (GO): mRNA binding
Source: RefSeq, a predicted model, not a curated record